AGUGCUUACAUGUCAAUUUGUAAUUGGUUACACCACGAAAACUCAAGAAACUCAAAAAGUCUUCAAUUUCUAACGACUUCAUAGUUCACGCCCUCCUCCUCCUGAAACUAGCAACCACUAACAAUGGCGAUCUCAUCAAACCCGACCCGAUCCAUCCUCUUAACAACUCUCAUUACCCUCCUCAUCUCCCUCUCAACCUCAAUAUCCGACCCGGAAGAGCUCGUAAACGAACUCCUAACCCUCCAAUCACAGUCCAGCUCAGGAGUAAUCCACCUAAACGACCACACAAUCUCCCGUUUCAUAACCUCAACCAAAACCCCCCGACCAUACUCCCUCCUCGUGUUCUUCGACGCCAAGCAGCUCCACGACAAAGCCGAGCUCCACCUCACUGACCUCUACCAAGAAUUUUCAAUUCUCGCCACGUCAUUCAUCACGAACAAUCCCGACAAAUCCGCCGCGGGUUACGGUAAACUAUUCUUCUGCGACAUUGAAUUUAAAGAAUCGCAGUCUUCGUUUAAUUUAUUCGGCGUUAACUCACUGCCUCAUAUCCGUUUAAUUAACCCUAAUGUCAAAAACCCUAAAGAUUCCGAAGCUAUGGAUCAGGGGGAUUUUUCGCGGAUGGCGGAAUCCAUGUCGGAUUUUAUCCAGUCGAAAGCGAAAUUGAGCGUCGGCCCGAUUCAUCGGCCGCCGCCUAUUUCGAAGAAUCAGUUAGCUUUUUUGAUUCUUGUGUUGUUGAUUUGGACUCCGUUUAUGAUCAAGAAGUUGUUGACUGGUCAGACAUUGCUUCAUGAUUGGAGAAUUUGGUUGUGUGGCGCUGUGUUUGUGUAUUUCUUUAGUGUUUCGGGUGCUAUGCAUAAUAUUAUUCGGAAAAUGCCGAUGUUUUUGGCGGAUAGGAAUGAUCCGAAUAAGUUGGUUUUCUUUUAUCAAGGGUCGGGUAUGCAGCUUGGAGCGGAAGGGUUUGCUGUUGGAUUUUUGUAUACCGUUGUUGGGUUGUUGUUGGCGUUUAUGACUCAUGUGCUUGUUUUGGCUAAGAAUGUGACUGUUCAGAGAUUGGUUAUGGUCGUUUCGCUUGUGGUUUCAUUUUGGGCGGUUAAUAAGGUUAUUUUCUUGGAUAAUUGGAAGACUGGUUAUGGAGUUCAUACUUUCUGGCCUUCGAGUUGGAAGUGAGGCGAGGAUGGGUGAUUUUCAUGAAGUGAAAGAGGUGACAUUUUUGCUUUAGUGAAACUUUAUUGGUGUAAGACUUUGUUGUUUUAUUGUUAAACUUUUGUUUAGCAUAGCUGUAUUUCAGGUUCAGUAUGUUUUCUGCUAAACAAAUGCUUACAUUUGAAGCAUUUUGUGUUUUAGCUGGAAAUGUGAAAUAUGCUUAGUUUUCUGAUGAUUUGAUAGUAGUGAACUUUAACAUUACUAAAUUGAUAGCAUGAAGAAGUCGUUUGCAUGCUUACGGAUUUUA
Messenger RNA from Mercurialis annua (annual mercury), 1450 nucleotides. RefSeq names its product probable dolichyl-diphosphooligosaccharide--protein glycosyltransferase subunit 3B. The coding region runs from base 124 to 1167 and encodes 347 amino acids. Gene Ontology annotation, cellular component: oligosaccharyltransferase complex. The record is from RefSeq and is a predicted model, not a curated record. Lineage: Eukaryota; Viridiplantae; Streptophyta; Magnoliopsida; Malpighiales; Euphorbiaceae. The transcript has a single exon.